Dromiciops gliroides (monito del monte) is the source of this 1269-nucleotide messenger RNA. RefSeq names its product very-long-chain 3-oxoacyl-CoA reductase-like. The transcript has 11 exons. Gene Ontology annotation, molecular function: oxidoreductase activity. NCBI's taxonomy places the organism in Eukaryota, Metazoa, Chordata, Mammalia, Microbiotheria, Microbiotheriidae. Gene Ontology annotation, cellular component: endoplasmic reticulum. Bases 115 to 1065 code for a protein of 316 amino acids. The record is from RefSeq and is a predicted model, not a curated record.
UUUUAGUACUCAGGCACCUGAGUGUUCCCGCUAUUUUUAAUCCUCUGGGUUCUGCAGAGAGUGCCUCUCUCUCACCAAGCUGUGCUAUAGACCCUCUGUCUUGUGCUGUCCAAGAUGGUGCCAUGGAUGAAGCAGGAAGGUUCAGCCCUAGAAGUGCUGGGUGCCCUCGCUGCAGCAUGGUGGCUUCUUUGGGGAGCCUGGUGGCUGGGCCAUGCCCUGAUUGUCUAUGGGCUGCCCCAAGUCGGCCUGGGCCUUGGGAUAUCUCUGAAGAAGCAAGGAGCCUGGGCAGUGGUAACCGGGGCCACAAGUGGAAUCGGCAGGAGCUAUGCUCACGAGCUGGCCCGAAGAGGCCUCAACAUCGUACUGAUCAGCCGAGACAUGAGCAAGUUAUGUCGGGAGGCAGAGGAGAUCGAAAGACUCCAUGGUAAGGAAACGAGAAUCAUCCAGGUGGACUUCACGGGAGGCUUAGAGAUUUAUGAGGCAGUCGAGUCAGCCCUGAAGGGCCUGGAGAUUGGCAUUCUAGUAAACAAUGUUGGCAUGUUUGGCAAGAAUGCCGUAAGAAAGCUACUGGAUCAGGAGGACUUGGGCAAGGGCAUCACAGACAUAAUAAAUUGCAACAUGCUGUCAGUCUCACAGAUGACGCGGAUCAUCCUGCCUCAGAUGAUAGCCAGGGGCUGUGGUGUCAUCAUCAACAUCUCCUCUGAAUUUGGCAAAUAUCCUGUUCCUUUUACUACCAUGUAUGGAGCUACAAAGGCCUUUAUAAAUAGCUUCUCUCAGUCUGUGGCCAUAGAAUACCAGUCCUCUGGAGUCAUCGUGCAGACCCUUACACCUCUGAUGGUUUCCUCCAACAUGAACCAAUUAGAAACCAAAAGAUUCGUGGUGAUGUCUCCAGAAGCCUUUGUCAGAGAGGCCUUGGACACUGUAGGUGUUUCUAACUUCACCUCAGGAUGUCUAAUACACUUUAUCCAGAGCUUGCUGCUGAGUCCGUUCUUCUCCAACUCCAAGUACAUCUUCUGGAUAGUGAAUUUCUUCCAGCCUCUACUCAGAGCCUUCAGAAGACCCUGAAGAAAUUGUGGGAAGGAGGUCAGGGCUGAAUCGGAGGCCCUUUGUUGGGGGAGGGGAUGUGACUAUAGUUGGUGGGACAGAGGGGUUUCCUCCCAUUGGCUCAUCCCUCUGUCCUGCUCUCUAGGAUCCCUUCUUGCAGAAACCCCAGCCCCAAGAAGUAGCAGCUGUGAAGUCACUAUAAUAAAUAGCAUUCUCUUCAGCCAA